This is a messenger RNA of Ziziphus jujuba (common jujube), 1014 nucleotides long. Its product is annotated as heavy metal-associated isoprenylated plant protein 2. The record is from RefSeq and is a predicted model, not a curated record. The coding region runs from base 513 to 872 and encodes 119 amino acids. Lineage: Eukaryota; Viridiplantae; Streptophyta; Magnoliopsida; Rosales; Rhamnaceae. Gene Ontology annotation, molecular function: metal ion binding. The transcript has 3 exons.
CUCUCUCUCUCUCUCUGUACUUUUCUUUCUCUCCCUUGAAAUUCCAUAUUCAUAUCCCCAUUUUUCUCUGUUUGAAAUUUGAAAUAAGCAUUGUAGAGAGUGAAGGGAGAUUUUUUUUUUAUAAAAUUUUUUCUUCUUCUUCUUCUUUUUCUUCUUUUUCUUCUUUUAUUUUUUUAUUUAUUAUCUUAAUUUUUGUUGUUAGUUGCUGUAAUGGGGAGCUGAAAAUUUUGGGAAGAUCGAAAAAAUCAAAAAAAAAAAAGGCGUGGUUUUUGUGCUCCACCGCUUCCUUCGCUCUUACAGUUUUUUUUUUUUUUUUUUUCUCUCUCUCUCUUCUGGCACUGGGAAAAUCAGUUGUUUAGAUUACGUGGAGGGUGUGCAAUCUUCUCGUGACAGAUGGAAAACAGGUUGGCAAAACAUAUGAAGGAGUGCCGUUUUUGAACCAAAAAAAACAGUAAAAAAAAGAGACAAAAAACCACUUCUCUUCUCCUUUAUAGUAUAGACUUAUAGCAUAGAUGUAUUGCUCAUCAUCGAAUAUUUGUAAUUCCCUAAUCCUGAAGCACACACUGAAGCUAUCCCAACCAGUUAUUUCCCUCGAAAUGAAGAUAUGCAAGAGCAAUGUACUUAAAGCUGUCACCAAGCUUUCAGGUAUAGAUCAAGUAUCAGUGGAUGCAGAAAAGGGAUUGCUAACUGUAGUAGGAAAUGUAGAUCCAGUUUUGAUAGUAAAGAAGGUGAGGAAGAUUGGGAAAGCCGCAGAAGUAGUAAGCAUUGGCCCUCCAAAGCCCGAGCCCAAAAAGUCUCCUAAAUCCGUAUUGCUUCCUCCUUAUUGUAAUGACUGCCAACUUGUACGCUGGCGUCGACUUUACUUCUUAUGAUGGUAGACUUUGCCACAUCCUUUGAUGGGAUUCCAACUAUGUACCACUUCAUUUCAUGGUUUCCUUUAAUCUGCCUUAAAAAUGUAAUUACUUCCUUUACCCUGUCAAUUAUGAUCAUUUUAGGUCUUUUGAUUGUGGAAGU